Molecule: messenger RNA, 1337 nt
Organism: Siniperca chuatsi (mandarin fish)
Lineage: Eukaryota; Metazoa; Chordata; Actinopteri; Centrarchiformes; Sinipercidae
Exons: 5
Coding region: 21-1070 (349 amino acids)
Biological process (GO): response to bacterium
Source: RefSeq, a predicted model, not a curated record
CAGACUGCAGAGCUUCAGGGAUGAUGCCACUUUGCAUUUUUCUUGUGCUUCUCAGUGAAAUCUGUCAGGUGCCAGCUGCUAACAAGACCUCAGGUAUAACUCAGGACAGUGGGCUCAUAAUAGCUAAAGUUGGGGAGACUGUGACUUUGAAAUGCUUUUGUCGAGACGAUGCUGUAACUUUCCUUUCUUGGUACCAGCAAAGCUUGGGAGGCAAACCUCUCAUCAUAUCCACUCGGAUGAAGCACAGCACGGAAACUACCAUGUCCCCCAAGUAUAAAGAUAGAUUUCAAGUCUUAGCAAAAAGUCAAGAAGACAUCAACCAUCUCAGAAUCACAAACCUUCAACUGUCGGAUUCAGCAACAUAUUACUGUGGGAUUUUAGAAUUCAACGCAAUUGAAUUUGGACAAGGAGCUUUCCUUCACGUCAAAACAUCACUGUCCAACAUCCAAGCUGUUGUCCAUCAGCCAGCACUGGAGCCACUUCGGUUGGGUGACUCUGUGAAUUUAAUCUGUACAGUAUACGCUGAACCAUGUGCAGGGGAGCAGAGCCUCUACUGGUUCAGACAAGGUGCGGCUCAGCCUGCGAUCAUGUAUCGCAGUGCGGGACAGUGUAAAAACCUCUCCAAUGAAGAGUCUCACAUGAAGAAUUGCACUUCAAACUUCACUAUUAAGUCUGUGAACUCCUCUGAUGCCGGGAUGUACUACUGUGCUCUGGCCUCCUGUGGGGAGAUUGUGUUAGGAAAUGGAACGAGAGUGGAGAUCGCAGGACGUUCUACGAAAGUAUCCCCUCUCCUGGUGUAUUGCCUUUCUGUGGCAUUGGCAGUUUCCAUUAUCGUGCUCCUUGUCUUGGCUUUCAUCAUGUACAAGUUGAAACAAAAUUCCUGCUCUUUCUGCAAGGGAACUACUUCUCAUCUGACAUGUUCUGCAGCUUCUGACGCCAUGAGCCAAGAUGCAGGCAUUCUCCAUUAUGCUGCUCUGAGUCUGAACAGAACCAGUGAACGACAUCGUCAAGAGGACAACGUGGAGAGUGUUUGCGUAUACUCUAGAGUAAAGAGCAGAAGAGAGAAGUAGGACUUCACCUUCAACCACUUCACCAAAUGAUCUCUCUUUCCUGUCAGUCACUUGCAAGAAAACAACACUUCAUGUGACAGUAUAAAAAAAUAAAAUAUUUUUUGUGCAAUGUGUUUGCAGUAUUUUUAUGUAAAAUAUGUUCUGAGAGUGUACAACGGUCACAUGGAUCAGCAUCUUACACACAGAUAUAGACAAAGCAGGCUCUUGAAAAUCCCCUACGAUCUAUUAAUAUCUUCUUUUGCCAGAAACGUAAGCACGGGUUGCACC